AUGAUCUCGGAUCUUCUUCAGAAGACGACCUACUAUCCUCUAGUCAAGAGACUUUGGUCGCAAUGUCAGGCAGCGUGGGUGACCGUCACAGCACUCUACUACUUGACAAAUGCUCCUAUUCAAUCAGAUGCCAAUGCUGGCGACCAAUUGAAGAAGAAAAGAAAAAAGAGGAAGAGUCAGAAAGACAUCCUCAAAUCCCGUUACGCCAAGGCGAUAUUCAUUCUUGACAAGCUUGACAAGAAUGCUGCCAGAGGUGCCCCCCAUGAACGUGAUGAAGAAGAUCGCGCCAAAUACCAGACUGUGGUAGAUGAGUACCAAAAGUUUUUGGAUUCCGUACCCAGCACGUCAAAGGCAGCAGCCGAAGACACAGAGAGGUCCCAGCGCAAUCGCUCUCAGACAGAGGGAGAAAAAUCGCUUAAACGGAAAAAGGUUGUCGACAAAAAAUCCGCUCCGGGACCCACAUCAACCACGACUACAUCCGCCAGGCGGCCCUUCGACGAGGUGGUUAAAGACCAUCUUCUAAUGGCUCUGGCGACUGAGAAAGACGGUACGAUCAAUCCUGUGGUAACAGAAUGGGGUGCUAUCGAAUUCAAAUUAACCGAAUUCAUUAUGGAACACUUGUUCGCUAAUAGGACUGGUACUUCGGAACUUCGCUUUGACUCUGGUGAGAUUCACCGGGGCUACAGGGUGAUCAAAUGCAUGGACGAGUUCUCAAAGGACUUUCUUAGCUAA
Calliphora vicina (urban bluebottle blowfly) is the source of this 732-nucleotide messenger RNA. RefSeq lists its product as uncharacterized. The record is from RefSeq and is a predicted model, not a curated record. The transcript has a single exon. Lineage: Eukaryota; Metazoa; Arthropoda; Insecta; Diptera; Calliphoridae. Bases 1 to 732 code for a protein of 243 amino acids.